Messenger RNA from Ostrinia furnacalis (Asian corn borer), 1150 nucleotides. RefSeq lists its product as uncharacterized. NCBI's taxonomy places the organism in Eukaryota, Metazoa, Arthropoda, Insecta, Lepidoptera, Crambidae. The annotation marks the transcript as partial. The record is from RefSeq and is a predicted model, not a curated record. The transcript has 4 exons.
GAUCAGUAAUUGCCGGCGAAGACUUUCACGUGCGCCCGCGCCGGUGGCGGCUGCUGCGGCAGUGUUCCGCGAGGCGCGCACCCGAGCGCACGUCACACGGCAUGCCGCCAUGGCCGACAAACGCUCCUCCACGGAGACCGUCACCAUCGUCCCCAAGGACGCCUUCGACGCGCCCACGGCCACCGUCUCCAGCCUCAAGUCCGAGGACUCCACGGAACAGUUGAUAUGCAAGACGCCGCUGAAAAAUGUGAAAAAAUUAAGUGCCAAAAAACAGAGUGUCAGCUCGAAGAGUGUGGAAGCCGGGAGUGAUGCCGUGAAGGGCAAGGGGCGGCGGGUGGUGGUGUUCCUGGGGCUGGGGCAGGUGGUGCUGGGCGCGCUGCUGGUGGGCGCGGGCGCGGUGGCCGUGGUGAAGGGCGCCGCCCUGUCGCGCGUGGGCGCCGGCCUGUGGGCGGGCUGCGUGGCCGUCGUCACCGGCGUCAUCGGGGUGCUCGCCGGCAUCAACGACUGCUAUGGACUCCACGGAGAAAACAAUGGGGGCAGCCCGCUGCUGACGGCGUUCCUGGCGCUGUCGCUGCUGUGCCUGGCGUGCGGCAACAGCGCCGCCGUGCUGGCCGCCACCGGCCUGCAGCGCGACUCGGCGCGCGCGCAGCCGCAGCCCACCGCCAGCUUCGAGGAUGAGAUGGAAGCCUGGACGCCUGUUCUAACCAACAUCGCGUUACUCAUCAUCGCGGCGGCGCAUUGCCUGGUCUGCGUGGCCAGCAUAUACCACCUGUCCAAGCGUGUGUGCCCGUGCUUCCGGCCCAAGCGCGCCUUCGACCACAACCAGUUCGACCCCGCCUUCAAGCAGCAGUACGUGGUGCACGUGGACGAGAGGGACAAACAGGAGCUGUGUAAAGAGCUCGAGGGCAAGCUGCAGCCUGACACGCUGAAGAAGAAGAAGGACGAGCCCGAAUACGGCAGUGCGAACAGCAAAGAGAAGCUGGUGACGCACUGGCUGGGCCGGCACCAGGGCGUGCUGGCGCCCGCGGGCCCCGGCGCGCCCCCGCGGGGCCCGCCCGCGCCGCCGCCGCGGGGCCCCCGCCGCGCGCACGGGGUUAGAAAGCCGAGGAAGCCGCCGAUGGUGCUGCUGCCCGCGCAUCCCGCUAGCACG